This is a messenger RNA of Vespula vulgaris, 5111 nucleotides long. RefSeq names its product DNA fragmentation factor subunit beta (gene Drep4). The transcript is spliced from 6 exons. NCBI's taxonomy places the organism in Eukaryota, Metazoa, Arthropoda, Insecta, Hymenoptera, Vespidae. Gene Ontology annotation, cellular component: cytoplasm; nucleus. Gene Ontology annotation, molecular function: DNA endonuclease activity. The record is from RefSeq and is a predicted model, not a curated record. The coding region runs from base 1126 to 2409 and encodes 427 amino acids. Gene Ontology annotation, biological process: apoptotic process; apoptotic DNA fragmentation.
UAAAAUGAUCAUCCGACCUUUCGUCCAUUUACUUCUCUUAUAUCUCAUUAUAUAUCAAUAGACAUUUCAAUAGACAAAACAUCAAUAAAAAUCUCUACAUUUCUCAAAUCUCUACAAACUAAAUCAACUUACCAAAAGUAUCAUAAUAACUAAUAAUUGAUCAUAACCAAUAACAGCAUAAAGAUUCACUUAAGAAUAAAGAAAAGAAAAGAAACAUAUAUAUGUCAAAUAAUUAGAAAAUCAUUAGAUGGACUUAUCGAUAGAUGAAAAUUGAUUGAGGAAACAGGAAAAAAGAAUGUAUCUUUGUUUUCUGUAAAAGGAAACGUUGUCGAUGGAACUCUGGUCAUCACGACAAUGGCGCAUCACGAUAGCUGCUGCCAUCUUGAUAGAGUGAGCUAACUGCAGAACACGGACGGUAUCUCGCAGGCGCACUUUGCACCGCUUAAUCCCCGUCCUCCUUUCCCUAAGCAUUUUCCUCGCAAGGUUCGCUCGUCAUUCCUUCCUCGAGUAUCGCAAGGAUCGCGUACAACACAGCAAGUAGCAUUCUCUAUCUUCCGCGCGUUCUUCCGUCCUCUUCACCCCGUUACGAAGUCUCGUGACACGCGCGUGCAUAUCCGGUUGCCGUCUUCACGGCAACAGGCUUCGUUAGCAUCGUUUUACCCCCUCUAUCUAUCUCUGUCUCUGUCUCUCUUUCUCACUCUCACUCUUUAUCCUUUAUCCUUAUUUCUCUCCUACGGUUUAUAUACACUUGUUUCGCUCGAGAUACGUUUAUCUCUCUUACUUUUUAUCUCUCUCCCUAUCUCUCUCUCUCUCUCUCUCUUCAUUUCUUUCAUUUUUCUUUUACCUUUGAAAUAUUGUCAGUGAACCGCAAACACGUUGUCAGUGUCAGGGUCGUACAAAGUAGUGACAAGAAGGGUAAGAAAAGAGAAGAGAGAGAAAGUGAAAGAGAGAGAGAGAGAGAGAGAGAGAGAGAGAGAGAGAGAAGAGAGGGAAGCUUAGCGAACAGCUGGCUGAGACAUUUUGACACAAAGAAGACACAUCUGAUACAUAAAGAAGAGAAGACAAGUGUCCGAAGGCUAUCUCAUCCUUUUUUUUGUUCUUCUUGAUUGCUCAAAGAAGAGGAUCAUGUCGCUCAUAGCCGAAUGCUUUCGUCGAUUGACCGACACAUCCUGCAAAAGUGAAUUAAGGGGUUACAAGAUAACAGAUGUGAAUCGGACGAGAAAGUUCGGCGUUGCUUGCCGAAGUCUUCAGGAAUUGAAAAGGAAAGCUUGCACGAAAUUGAACAUAACGAACGACCUGGCAGAGGUGAAUGUCUUUCUUCUCGACGGAUCCUUGAUCGACGAAGAUUAUUUUCAUACGUUGGAACCACAAACGACCUUGAUCUUGCAGAAACCAGGGGAGAAGGUUUUGUCCGACGCUGAUCUCCUUUAUGAAACUUUGCGACGCGUUAAUAUCGAAUAUAUCACUGCCGGAGACAAAGUGUCGCAAUUUCUGACAGAGAAUCUUAAGAACAAGAUCGCCGUUUUGAACAAUGCCUUGAACAAGGAUGACUCCAAGACUGCGUUCAGUUUGAGAGAAGAACAUCCGGAGUGGUUUCGCGGACUUGAGACUAAUUAUACUAGUAAGGAAGCUUAUAUGCAUCGUCGAUGUCAGGAUAGGAUACGAGGAUAUUUGUAUAAGACGAUCGAUCAGAUCAGAUCCUCGGACAUAUAUCUAAACGAUCGAAAAGCUAGACAACAAUUAUUACAGACUAUAGCCUUCUUCAAAAUGCAAUUAAAGGAAGAUCAUUAUUUCGGUUAUUAUUUUGAUAGAAGUCGAGCGGCAAAGGAUCCAAACGAAACGGAACAUUUCGACGAAGUAGAUUCUUCAAAUUGUUACGAUCAUUGUCCUUGCAAAUUGAGUCAUCUCGACGAUAGCACGCACUUUCGUUUAUUUGGAAACAUUAGAACGGUCGAUGAAAGUUUCAAUAACGACGAGGUCGAUGCAAGAAAAAUCACCAAAGUAUCCGUCGAGAGAAAACAGGACACGGAUGAAAAUGAGGUACGACCAGAGAAAUGUCCCUUUAGGAUUAAACUUCGUAACGUGGAAGAGCAGAAAGCUAUUUGCGAUCGCAAGGGAGAAUUCAGGUGUGAAGGAGUUUGGAACGCGAACGAGUGUACUUAUGGGGCGAGACACAGGAUUAACCCUUACAGAUCGAGAGAGGAACUCGUCCUCUUUUCAACGUGGAAUUUGGAUCACAAAAUCGAACGAUCUCGGACCCUAGUUCCAAGGCUUCUUAAUAUGUCACUUCAAGAUACAGUGAACGAGAAGGACAUCUACGAUAUUUACGAGAAUCUCUUCACUUUGAAAAACUUAAGACUGGUUCACGUCGUAUGUCACGAUAAGGGCUCGCACAAGUCGGAAUAUUAAUGAGGAUGAUCCUAUUUAAAGAAAGAAAGAGAGAAAAAGAGAGAGAGGGGAAGAAUAAAAUUACUACGAUAUAGUCUUUUAUUAGGGGGAUAGUGCAAAUUAGUAUAUUACAGUAUUGAACGAUGUUUACGUAUAAAUAUAUAUGUACAUACAAUCACGUUUACGUACAUAUAUAAAUACACACACAUAUAUAUAUACAUCUAUACAUAUAUAUAUAUAUAUAUAUAUACAUAUAUAUAUUUAUUUAAAGAUUGUUGAUAUUAGAGAGAGAUUUAACAUAUUGUUAAUAUUGAAAGUUGACAGUACUUUCGUUGCGUUGAGAAAAAAGGAAAGCAAUAUAUAAAGAGAAAUAUAUUCUAUAAAUUUCUAUAUCGAUUAAAAUUCCAUACGAGAAUAUCAUGCCUGACGGUGAGCAAUAUUUAAUGAAAAACUAUAUAUAAAAAAAGAGAAAAUAAAUAGUAAACUAUAACAAUUACUUCAGUCACUAUUGUAAAGCUAGAUGUAUGCUCUGUUUAAUUGAUUAAGUACUAAUGACACUUUCAGAGAUUGCCUUCUGUUCCUUGAUCUUUUCUUUUUCUAUUCUAAGAAAGGGAAAGCUUUCUCGUAGGUGUCUUUACUAAUGUGAGAACGUAAUCUUUAAAGCAGGGUGUACGUACAGUUCCUUCGGAAGAAUUUUUCUUCGUGCUUUUUGUGAUUUCGAAAAAAAAAGAAAAUGAGGAAACGAAAUGAUCAUUCGUUUUCCUACGGACUUGUUAAAAUAAAUAGAAAAACGUUAAUUCCUCGACAAAAAUUGACUGUGCUGGCCUAAAGGACAUUCAGAGAUGCCUUUAUCGAUGAUAAUCUUCGUAACUUGGAAAGUUCUAUACGGAUUUCGUGUUUUCAUAUCUUGAGCGCAACGGAAGAACCGUGGAAAGUAUAAUAAUAAAUGGUGAAGUAUUGUUCGCCGAAAAAAGGAAAAACUGUUAAUUCCAAAAGUUAGGAACGAUGAAGAUCUUUAUUAACUUUCGAUAAAAAAUGAAAAAAAAACAAACUUUAAUGUAUCGUAGUUGACACGUUAGUGUGUGAAAAAUAUCUUGUUAGAAAAUAUGUAUACUAUAUAUAUAUAUAUAUACGUAGUAACAAAAUAUCUUUCGGACAGAUUUUUAUUCUGACUGGUCGACAAGAGACUAAAACAAAGUUCUGAUAUAUACUUAUAACUACAUAUAUAUUAUAUAUACCUAUAUACGUUGUCAGGUUUAGAGAAGGAUAUAUUAUAUAUAUAUAAAUAUAUAUUAUCUAUAUACACUAUACACGCAUACGUACUUAUGUAUAUCAUACGAUAUUACAUUCCGAAGACUUCUGCGAUAAUUCACGAAGGUGCUUUUCCAAUAUAAAAGCGAUCAGUUUCUAGAAAGCAUGAAAAUGCUUCAAAAUGUAAAUCGAUUACUUACUACGUCUGUACUUGAUAAGAUAUUAAGUGUCGCGAUAUGAAAAGUAUAUUACUUUGUAUGUACUACUUACAUAUAUACGUAGAAAUACUAUUCCUGAAGAGACGUUUGCGAUGAUAUAGAUUUAUCGAAUCGAUCUCUGCACUUGUUACUUUCCUAUCUUUCGUAGCUUCUUCGCUCGAUGUUUGUUGUUAAUCCUUUACGUACGAUACUUGUACGACAAUAUUUUAUUCCAUUUUUCCGGCCACCAACAUACCAAGAGAAUCCCUACGUCCGUCGAUGUGUCUAUCAUUUAUGAUCGACUUAACUAAAGAGUAAUACAGGGUAUUACAUCGAAGUUCAGAGAAAAAUGAAAAGAAGACAAUUAUAAAUUUGACCAAUGUGAAAAAGCUACACACACACACACACACACACACACACACACAUAUAUACAUAUGUAUAUACACCUUUAUGUAUAUCUCUGUCACGAGUCUCUCCUAUCGCUAACGUAACACGUUGUUUCCUCUAGUUGUAGUGACCACCGUGACUGUACAAUAUAUACGGGUCAUAGAUGUGUUUGUGAUUUAUUUAUAUUAAUGAUAAAAUAUAUGAGAAAUGGAUGAUCGCAAAAAAAUAUGUGGUAAUAGACGAUUAUAUAAGUAUAUAAACGCUUGACAUUGUUUUAAGCUUUGAUGUUUUUAAUCUAAAUAUGUAAACGCAGUAGACAGUAUUUAUUAUUUAUUUUUAUCUUCGUUUGGAGACGAUCUACGGCAGAGAUAACGAAUAAGAUCAAUCGAAAGGAGGUGUUAACGAAGACAUCCGUUUGGAGGGUUCUUUAAACGUGCCAAGAAAAUGCGUCACGAUUGGCUCCGCUUAUAUAGUAUUCUCUGACGUCUUCUUCGCGAGGACGACACGUGCGUGGGUAACUUAAUAGUCGGCUUGUUAACGUUAACUCAACGACCAAUUGUCAAUCAGCGACAUUUCGUUUGAAUUGUAAAUGUUGCUCCGUGCGAUUGAUAAGGUCUUUUCUUUGUAAAACGAGCGACGCGUACAGAUGGACCUCGUUAUUCUCUUAAAAAAAAACACACACAAGAAAAAACACAAAAAAAGAAAGAAAAAACGAAGGAAAAAAAGAAAAUAGAUAAAAAAAAACAGUUUGUUUUAACGUCGACCGAACGCUUAAAGAGAUUAUAUCGAAUGUUGUCUUUUAUUCUUUAUUUUAUCGAAGAAAUGCGAAUGUUCUGUGUAUGUAUCUACGUUAUCGAUCGAAUAUAAUGGAAUUUAUUAUUUAGUUAA